CGUCCUGCUGGGGCCCUCGGUGGUCAGACACGAUGUGAUCCGGUCGCCCUGGUAUGCCGAGGUGCGCAUGCCCACUGAAGAGGACGCAGCGGCUCCAUGUGUGUUGAGGCGCAUUAUUUGGCAACAGACGCGGCAGCGGGGAGGGCCGAAAAAAAGAGGAUAUCCCCUGGAUUUCAAAAAAGCAGCGAUUUAUCGAGGUUAACAGCAGACUAAACAUUCCUUGGUCGACCAUCGGCGAAGAGCGGGCGACGAAGCGACCGAGAUCUGCAGCCAGACCAGGACAAGGACACAACACAGGCACUUGAGAGUCCUCUGCAGACUGGUGUGGCAGGGGGAUGUCUGAGGAGGCAGUCCGCCAGACGCGCAGCCAGAAGAGGGCGCUGGUGAGGGAGGGCGCUCCCCAGUCUACAGAAAACUCCGAUAAUGAAAAUGACAUCAAAAAGCCUAAAUUGGACCCGUCUGAACCCACGGCACCGGCACAAACGACACCAAAACCCGACCCUGAACUGGCUCAGGAUGGUCGGAGCCGGACUAGCACCGGAUCAGAGCACGAGGACGAACAAGAGCAGAGCUGCUUGCCGUUACCUUCGGCGUUACCAUUGGCCCCCAAUGAUGAUCGGGAGCAGAGCCCGAGGCAGCAUGCGGCUGAACCAAGCUCAGACAAUCGGACUGACUGCAGUGAUAGAGCCAGCAGCGAGGGGACGGAGCCUGCUGUGGAUACAAGGAGCCGGGCCCGGCCGACAGAGCCAAAGGCGUCCAGUGGCAUGCUGACUGCUGGCGAGGUGAAGGCCACCAUCAAAGUCGAGGUUCAGACGGGAGAGCAACCUGUGGACAUGAGCACCUCCAGAGGCAGUAUAAAAAGGGAGAAGCGCCCUCCGUCCCCUGACGACGACGAUGAUGAUGAUGUAAUCAUCUUGUCAGAUAACGACUCCCCGAGUCCACCCAUGAACGGCCUGAGCCACUUUAAGGAGCUGGACACAGACCUUCUCAUGAAGAGCAGCCCAGCGGAGAGGGAGCAAAUCAUUAAGCAGCUGAAGGAGGAGCUGAGACUGGAAGAGGCCAAGCUGGUGCUGCUGAAGAAACUCCGACAGAGCCAGAUACAGAGGGACACCCUCCAAAAGCCCUCAGGUCUGACCGGCUCCUCUGCUGCUCCACCUCCUCUAAUUCGAGGAACGAAUACAAGCAAUAAAGGCUCUCAGCAGAUACUGACCGGCAGGAGUUCAGGCACGGUCAUCCCUCCACCACUGGUGAGAGGGGGGCAGCAGGUUUCGUCCAAACAUGGCUCCCAGAUCAUCAUGCCGCCUCUGGUCAGAGGGGCACAGCCCAUCUCCGUUUCUCCACAGCAGAUCCAGGCUCUCCGCCAGCAGCAGCAGCAGCAGCAGCAGUUGGCUGCCUCUGGAGGCUCGGGCUCAGGACCCCCUCCUCUGCUUUUGGGCCCCAGGACCUCAGCCCCUACAGCCCAGGGCCAGAGAGGCAUGGUCCAGUCAGCCCUCAUCAGAAUCGGCAAUAGCGCUAACAUGCUGGCCUCAGCAUCCAGUUUGAAGGGCUCCUCCUCAGGAAGCAGCAGCCUGUCUGGGGUUGGCGUGAACGACUCUCCAGCCAGCCGCCACGCUGCAGCUAAACUCGCCCUGCGAAAACAACUGGAGAAGACCCUCCUGGAGAUCCCCCCACCCAAGCCCCCUGCCCCGGAGUUCAACUUCCUGCCCUCAGCAGCCAAUAAUGAGUUCAUUUACCUGGUGGGACUGGAAGAGGUGGUGCAGAAUCUGCUGGAUACCAUCCACAGAGGAAAGACAGGCGUACCACUGUCCAAGGCCACUAUCAAAGACCCUUUCAUCUGCACUCAGUGCAACACUGACUUCACCUGCCGCUGGAGGCAAGACAAGACUAAAGGAGGGGCAAUGCUCUGUGAAGACUGCAUGUCAUCCAAUCAGAAGAAGGUUCUGAAAGCUGAGCACACCAGUAGGCUGAAAGCAGCGUUUGUCAAAGCACUGCAGCAAGAGCAGGAAAUCGAGCAGCGAAUCAUUCAGCAGACAUCUUCAUCGGUGUCCCACAGUAGCUCCUCAUCCGCUUCAUCGCUGAAGGUGGAGCAGUUGGUUUCUCAGCAGCUUAAGCAGGCUCAGGCCAGAGCAUCCUCCCUCCAGCACCACCACCAGGCCAGCCGAGCAGCCAACAUCAUUCACCAUCACUCCAUCAAGAGUUCCCAGGGCCAGUUGUCCCACGGCGUCUCAUCAGUGGGGGUGAGGGGCGUCCCCCAUUCCUUCUCCUCCUCCUCCCAGCUGCAGAGUGCAGUGGCGGCUGCAGCUUUGGUCAGCCGGCCAGGUAAGCAUGCCCAUGUUUCCCACCGCUCUGUCCAGAGUUCAAAGGUGAGCAGCAGUGGAAUCGGCGGCGGCAGGAAUAUCAGCGGAGGUAGUGCCUCAUCCACUGCAUGGAAGAAGCAGAGCAACAGCAACACAGGAGUGACUAUGGCUUAUGUGAACCCCAGUCUGACGGGCCACAAGACAUCAGCCACCGUGGACGCUCGUCAGAGGGAGUACCUGCUGGGCAUGAUCCCCUCUCGCUCGUCGAUCUCGCAGACUGCAAACACAUGGAAAUAACUGCGAUAACUCUUCCAUUCAUUAUUAGUUUUUGUCCAAGUUCCUUGGCUCCAAUAAUAAGGUCAACAGCACCCCCUGGCGGACUGUUAAGCAAAUACAAUCUCUCGAAUUGGAAAAAAAAAAAUCCUUCCUUACCUGUUGUAUGAUUGUUGUUUUUAGUUUUCUUAUUUUCUGUUGUUUGUCUUGAGGUUCUUUGGUUAUUGUGCAAAAAUCAUUUUUGAUUUGAUUUAGUAAAAUAAAAAAAUAAAUAAAAACAUACUUGAAGGGCUUCCCCCCCGGGUACUUCUGCCCUCCACACUUGGCGGAUAAUUAAUGGUAAGAGUUUAUGUCUGCAGUGAGUGCUUUGGUAAACAUGAGUACUCUUUUCUGGGCUUGCGAGUCCUUUCUGCCAUGAUGUCGGUCAAACUGACCUGACCUUUGACACUUGAAUGGUUAUAGUCAUACCCAAGAGUUCACUUUCAGAAUACAUUUAUUAUAAGCAAAAACAAAGUAACUGAGUUGUAAAAUGUUCAGUACAUCACCCCUGUAGUUAAGGUUUUAUUUUGUAUUUACAUUAAGUUAUUUUCUUUUUGACUGAUGUUAAAAAUCACUCUGUAUAAUGUGGUUUCCACAAAUGAAGAGUUUAUUCUAGCUUUGUAUUUUUUUUCUCUGUUUAACAGCAUGCCUACCCUUAACCCCUCUGUUCAUUUUGCACCUUAGCUGGAGAAGCAUGGUGUUGUGGCUUAAUUCACCUGUAAUUACCAUCUGUAAUGUGCUUAUUUUAUAGUAAUGUCAACAUUGUAAGAUUAUUUUGAGUGUUAUGUCAUCGCUGAGAUAAUGCAAACUCUGAAGGAGCUCUGAAUUUGCCACACGGGAGCCAGAGAUUUUGCCUGCGAUUGUUACAACCAAAAUCCAUGCAAUAUCCAGCAUAUAUAUGGCCCUGAAUCAGUUGUUAAAGGGAACGUCUCCCAGCUACAAAGACCCUGGAAUACUCAAGACUGUUUUUAUCUUGUACCUCUCAACCUUAAUUGCAUAAUUUCUCUGCUUCCUGAUCUUAUUUGCAUUGUAAAAACUUAUGUUAAAAUUUAUUUGGUUUACUUUUUCCUAGCUCCUAAAGAAAUAAUAAAAAAUAUAAAUUUUA
Messenger RNA from Scophthalmus maximus (turbot), 3714 nucleotides. Its product is annotated as transcriptional repressor p66 alpha. Gene Ontology annotation, molecular function: sequence-specific DNA binding. The coding region runs from base 336 to 2594 and encodes 752 amino acids. NCBI's taxonomy places the organism in Eukaryota, Metazoa, Chordata, Actinopteri, Pleuronectiformes, Scophthalmidae. The transcript is spliced from 12 exons. Gene Ontology annotation, biological process: negative regulation of transcription by RNA polymerase II. The record is from RefSeq and is a predicted model, not a curated record. Gene Ontology annotation, cellular component: NuRD complex.